Molecule: messenger RNA, 6315 nt
Organism: Cololabis saira (Pacific saury)
Lineage: Eukaryota; Metazoa; Chordata; Actinopteri; Beloniformes; Belonidae
Gene: clstn1
Product: calsyntenin 1
Exons: 19
Coding region: 181-3129 (982 amino acids)
Biological process (GO): homophilic cell-cell adhesion; positive regulation of synapse assembly; positive regulation of synaptic transmission
Cellular component (GO): cell surface; postsynaptic membrane
Molecular function (GO): amyloid-beta binding; calcium ion binding; kinesin binding
Source: RefSeq, a predicted model, not a curated record
GAGAGAAGCAGUGAUUGAAGGAGAGCAGAGCGGCGACGCCAUCUUAGAGCUCCGCGGCAGCGCACACUCAUCUCCUGCUGGAUUUUAUUUUUUUCUGCUUAGACAAACCUUCCGCCCGCCAGACGAGGGAAGAAGAAGAAGACAGCGUUUGACUUCGCCGCUGUUCAACUCGAAGUCGGGAUGCAGUUCCUCGGGAAUAAACAGUUUGCAUCCGCUGCCGGACUGGUCCUCGGACUAUUAUGCGCGGUGGAGGCAGCGAAAGUCAAUAAGCACAAACCAUGGAUUGAGACGACAUACCAUGGGAUCGUGACAGAAAAUGAUGACAAAGUUCUUCUGGACCCUCCUCUAAUUGCGCUGGAUAAGGAUGCUCCUUUACGCUAUGCAGAGAGUUUUGAGGUGAUCCUCACCAAUGAAGGGGAAAUUUGCGGCUUCAGGAUCCAUGGUCAGAAUGUCCCCUUCGAGGCCGUGGUCCUGGACAAGUCCACUGGCGAGGGCGUUAUCAGGGCCAAGGACAAGCUGGACUGUGAGCUGCAGAAGGAGCACACAUUUACUAUUCAAGCCUAUGACUGUGGAGAGGGUCCCGAUGGGGCCAACAUGAAGAAAUCCCAUAAAGCAACUGUCCACAUCCAAGUGAACGACAUCAAUGAAUAUUCACCAGUGUUCAAGGAGAAGACCUACAAAGCCACUGUUAUUGAGGGAAAGAAAUAUGAUAGCAUCUUGAAGGUGGAGGCAGUGGACGCCGACUGCUCAUUCCAGUUCAGCCAAAUCUGCAACUAUGAGAUUGUGACCCCUGAUGUGCCCUUCAGCAUCGACAAAGACGGAUUCGUCAAGAAUACAGAGAAACUGAGCUACGGCAAAGAGCACAUGUAUAAGUUGACUGUAACCGCCUAUGACUGUGGAAAGAACCGGGCCUCCGAGGAUGUUCUGGUGAAGAUCAGUGUGAAACCCACCUGCAAACCCAGCUGGCAAGGCUUUAAUAAGAGGAUUGAGUAUGAGCCUGGUACAGGUAGCCUGGCCCUCUUUCCCAGCAUGCACUUGGAGACCUGUGAUGAGCCAAUCACCUCCAUCCGAGCCAGCAUUGAAUUGGAAACCAACCACAUUGGAAAAGGCUGUGAUCGUGACACCUACUCUGAGAAGUCACUGCACAAGUUGUGCGGGGCUAGCUCUGGUACCGUGGAGCUCCUUCCUGCACCCAGCAGCUCAGCCAACUGGACGGUAGGACUUCCCACUGACAAUGGGCAUGACAGCGACCAGGUGUUUGAGUUCAAUGGCACCCAGGCCAUCAAGGUUCCUGAUGGUACGGUGAGCACCACUCUGAAGGAGCCCUUCACCAUCUCUGUCUGGAUGAGGCACGGCCCCGGAGUCCACGAGAAAGAGACCAUCGUCUGCAACGCUGAUAAAACAGAAAUGAACAGACACCACUACUCGCUCUACGUCCACAACUGCAGACUUAUCUUCCUCCUACGCCAGGAUCCAUCGGAGGCAGAGAACUACAAACCAGCAGAGUUUCACUGGAAACUCGACCAGGUGUGUGACAAAGAGUGGCAUCACUAUGUGCUCAAUGUGGAGUUCCCCACUGUUUCCCUGUUUGUGGAUGGGACCACCUUUGAGCCCUUCCUUGUUACAGAGGACUACCCUCUGCAUGCUUCCAAGAUUGAAACUCAGCUCACCAUUGGUGCCUGCUGGCAAGAAAACUCAGGACAUGACAAUGACACUGAGACAGCCCCUGAGCCCACCUCAGGUGCAAAUGCUCGAAUGGCUCAGUUUUUCAGAGGAAACCUUGCAGGACUGAUCAUCCGCUCUGGCAAGCUGGAGAACAAGAAAGUGAUCGACUGUUUGUACACCUGCAAAGAAGGACUGGACGUGCAGCUGCCUGAGGAGGUAGCUUCUGCUGUCAAGGUGGAUUUUAACCCCAACCAGUCGUCUCUGACUGUGGAAGGAGACGACAUUGACGCCUUUGAUAAAGUCAUGCAGCACAUCUCCUACUUGAAUUCUCGCCAGUUCCCAACUCCUGGGAUAAGACACCUUCGUGUCUCCACCACUGUCAAAUGCUUCAACGAGGAUGCCUGUGUAACGGUGCCUGAUGCUGAAGGUUACGUAAUGGUGCUGCAGCCAGAGGAACCCAAGAUCAGCCUGAGUGGAAUUGACCACUUUGCCCGCAGCGCUGCUGAAUUUGAGAGCCAGGAGGGAGUGACACUGUUCCCUGAGCUUCGCAUUGUUAGCACCAUCACCCGUGAAGUAGAGGCUGACGCAGAGUCUGACGCUGCAGAGGGGGCUGACGAUGACCCCACAGUACAAGAGACGGUGGUCUCAGAGGAGAUCAUGCAUAACUUGGACAUGUGUGAAGUGUCUGUGGUGGGAGAUGAACUGGACGGGGAACACGAGAGCCUGGAGGUGGAGACCAACCAGCUGCAGCAGCGCGCCCUGGAGAUGAGCUCCUCUAACCUGGGCCUCAUCAUCACUGGUGUGAACACCAUGGCUAACUACGAGCAGGUCCUGCACCUCAUCCGUUACAAGAACUGGCACACCGAAGCUCUCUUUGACAGGAAAUUCAAGCUGGUCUGUUCUGAGCUCAACGGUCGCUACAUCAGCAAUGACUUCAAGGUUGAGGUCAAUGUGAUCCACACAGCCAGUCCUGUGGAGCAUGCCAACAAUGCUAUGGUGCAGCCCAACUUCAUCAACCCUGUCCAUCACGCCUCUGUGGAUCUGUCUGGCCACAACUUGGUCAACGCACAUCAGGGCUCAGUGGUUCCCAGCGCUGCCACCAUUGUUAUUGUGGUGUGUGUCAGCUUCCUGGUGUUUAUGAUCAUCCUGGGCGUGUUCCGUAUCCGAGCUGCACACCAGAGCACCAUGAGAGACCAGGAGAACGGCAAGGAGAACGAGAUGGACUGGGACGACUCUGCUCUCACCAUAACUGUUAACCCUAUGGAGACGUACGAGGACCAGCACAGCAGUGAGGACGAGGAGGAGGAAGAGGAGGAGGAGAGUGAGGACGGGGAGGAGGAAGAUGAUAUCACGAGUGCUGACUCAGACAGCAGCGAGGAUGAGGAGGCCGGAGAGCCGGAGGACCAGCAGGCGGCCAGCAGACAGCAGCAGCUGGAGUGGGACGACUCCACCCUCACCUACUGAGACGACAAACACCAGCUCUGACAGACAAACAAACACACUGACACAUCACCGACUCCCACUCACUGCUACACACACACACACACACACACACACUCACACACCCCUCCUUACAGUUUCAUGUCUAGGAGCCAUGAUGUAAAAAAAAAAAAAAAGGAAAAAAAACCCUCAAGCAUAUAUAUGGUCAAGGCUUUCCUGUCGUUAUGUUUGUGGUGGUACUCAGUGUAGUGUAGUUAUCACCGGAUUGCUGAUUUUUACUUUUUAUUUUUUUAUUUAUUAUAUCUCAACUCCCAGGAAAACUUGGCCUACAUUUGUUUUGAACUGUGUGAGGAAGCCAACCCUGCACUUUUUAUUUGGUCUCAGACACGUUGAGGCUUUUGGAAGGAGAAUUGUUUUCUUAUCCUAAUGUAUAUUCUUUGCUAAUGCAUUUCGAUUUGUUUGCCGCUAAACUUUAACAGCUUUGACUUCGGUUUUCUUCAGUUCGUAGUCCACAGGGAAACAUUUUAACAAGUAGCCUGCAUUUUCUCUCUUUUUAUUAUUUUUUUAAUUUAUUUUUUUUCUUGUUUUAGUGCAUGAGGAAAUUUGGGGAAGUCUUACGUGUAGAGAAACAAAUUACUUUUUAAAGAUUUUGUAAAUAUGAAGAAACCAUGUAAUUAGUCAAUGUGUUAGUAAAGACCCACUCAGCUGGGUCUAAUAUCUAAAAUGACGCAAGAUGUAAUGUAGAAUAUUUGUGUCUCACAGGUUGUAGCAUGUUGCUAAAUUUCUGCAAAAGGUGUUCCAUCAUGCUUGUACAAAGCGUCUGCCUCAUGAUGAGAAACCCAGGACUGUUUCGCGGAGGUUUCCAUGGCAAAGUGGUGUCCAUUUUGUAUUUUCAGUUUCUGCAACGAGUGAAAUGAGUUCUUUUGUUUUUCUCGUGGGCAGGACCGCUUGAUGGCUUCAGCUCUAUUCGUGCUUUGCUUUGCUUGCACAGGUGGCAACGCUCGACUCCUGGUGUUCGUGUUAUUUCAUUUCCAGUAGAGCUCACUGUUGUACAGAAGGGAUUUUAUUUUUGUCCGGAGUCAUCACACUCAUGUACAAAUCAGCAUUCGGUGUGGUACUUCACAAACAGCGGGUUAGGAGGGCUGUUUUAUCUUUAAAUAUAGGUACUUAAAAUUUCUGCCGACUUGCUCGGACAAGCGGAGAUUCACUCAGCAGCUUUAAAGCCUUUUCUUCCAGUCCUGCUGCGCUUAAAGGAGGUGGAAAUAAAACCUCUCAAACUACUGAAAGAGCUUCGUUUAUGAGAGACUGAGGUUUAGUGGAGACUGGUUGAAUAGUGCAAUAGAGCUGGCGUUGUUUUUGGGAGGAGAAAUGACGUGAACGGGUUUGUUAGAUUUGUCUUUGUUGCAAAUUUAUUUUCCAUGGCUGAUUAAUCCUUGAAAUAACAGAUGCAUUUUUAAACUGUUUUCAUAUUGCAAAAGUAUCCCAGACUUUAUUGCAGUUCAACGAUUUACAUCUUUGAGUACAACUGUGUCGUUUACAGCAGGGAAACACUUUAAAAAUGGAUUUGUCUUAUUUGAAUCUUAAACUGGGAUAUUUUUUUUUUUUUUUUUUUGCAAUAGACCACUUGAUUUUCUUGUAAAUGGAGCUGUACUUUAGAGUUGAUCUAAGAUAUUUGUUUACAUUUGGUAAACUUUACUUUUCGUGCUGGUAUUGGUAUGAAACUUAUACAACUGAUUGGGGGGAAAAUGUGCCCAACCUUUAUUUCUUCUCAGACACUAUUGUCCAAAACUGUUGUAAAUACAUUUCACAAGAUCUGAUAACUAAGGAAUUAACACUUUAAACUGUCUGUUGUUCGCCUCAUGCAUCAGGUACUCAGAGCUGCAUAAAGACCAGAUUUGGGGCAUUGAAGUGUGAAGAAAGAGGCAUUAAAAUGAUGACAGAAGUUGGUGGCGUUUUCACAUUUUGCAUGUAAAUUUUUUUUUUACAUUUCUUUUUUUCUUCCUUUUUUAGGGGCCAAAAUGGAUUUAAUAAUAAUUAAAAAAGAAAAAAAAAAACAUUUGAGCCUCUUUUUGGAGACAGGAGCUUCUUUUAAGGAUUCAAGUCAGAGUUGACUUUAAAGUUCUAUUAAUUUUAUUUUCAUUUUAAUGUUUUUUGUGGGAAAGAAAAUAGUGACCAGUCUCCCUUCCAUGAUGAUUGAGACCCGUAAAACAUGGGGCCAGGUCUGAGCCGGCUGAGAUGGGAGUGCCUUUUGCCAAUCAUAGUGUAAUUAGCAGGUCUAACAAAGAUAUACUUUUCCAUGCUCUUUUAUUCGUGACUUUUGUUUUUUUAUUUGUCUAAUGCUAGAUUUCUUAUGUCGCUGAGGAAACAAUUUCCCUCAGUUUGUAACAAUAGUCCGCCGCUAGUUUUCUUAAAGGUGAACACAUGUUACAUAGGUGUUGUGUCCUUGUUAAUGUGUAGAGGAAGUAGGUCCAUAUUGUAUCUUCUAUAUCUGUUGUACUAAAAUCAUAUUGACAGAGCCCACCUUGAAAAGAUGUACAAUACAAUAUGAAUUGCUUUGGCAGCAUACAUGGGAGCACCGCUAACUGACCUGUCUGUGUACAGUGAGGGAUGAUUUUGAACAGUUUCUUACGUUCUUAGUGGUUGAAAAAUAGUUUUUGAGGGCAGCGUAAAAAAUUCACCUGAUUGCAAUAAACUUCAACCUGAUUUCAUGGCGUCCACUCGUCAGCUCCAGGGCAGAAGCCUAGUACCAUGGAUCACUGAUGCGUGAACACUCACUCCGAAGAGUCCAAGGACUCCACUGUCUGCAGUUUAGUGGGUUAUCUCUUCUCCGAUCAGCCCCAGAGCAAAGACUUACUUCCUAUUAACAUGAAAUCCAACCAACCAGUAACAACACUGUGGGGAAUUGACUUGCAUUAGCCAUAAGUUUGUAUACGUUCCAUGUAGGGGGGCGAGGUUUGAGCCUGGGCCGACAAAGGAGUUGCGAUACACUACUACUGAUUCUCAGAUCGUCUUUUUCACACAACCAUGACACUCCAGCUAAUUUUUUGUUUUCUCACGAUUGUUGGCUCGAAGUUGGAUGAUGGUGGUGUUUUCAGAAUGGUUGAUUCUUCCUUUGUGCUUGUUGGAGCUGCUCUCACUUUUCUACCAAUUGAAAGACAAAUUGUAGUGAAGUUGAUGCUUGCUUGUGAACAGAAUAAAGGAUAAUGAGAU